UAUUAUACCUGUACGAUAUUAGAUUUUAUGAUGAAUAUCAAGAUUAUUCUUUUACUUAGUCUUGCAGCGUGUGCUUCGUGUGACAAAACUGUAUCUUCGACAAAUGCUGCCACCUCUAUUAAUCUAGGCCGGCAUCAAGUUUUAAGUUCUGCUGACCCUAGAGCUUCAAAUUCAGCUGAUCCUAAAGAGAAAACCGAAGCUGAGAUUAUAGAAGAUGUGUUCAUGGAUUGUAGAAAAUUGGUCAGCAUCUCUUACAAUUUCAUAGUUGAUACUAUUCGAGUGUAUGACUUUUGCGAUUACAUGAGUGACAACGAUACAGAUUUUGCUAUCGCACACAAGAACUGCAAGAUCCCUCGACAAGCAUCGACAAAUUAUAACAUAGAUUUAAAAAGGUUUGGGGAACAUUUCAAACACCAUUGCAGAAAGUUAAAAAUAUCCAUUAGCGAAUGCGCUAAACAGAGGAAAGACGCUGCCAUAAAAAAGACAAAAAAAAGAGUGGCCGAAUGGGAAAGGACAAGACUGGGAUCGAAAUAUUAAGCUGAAUAUAAUAUAAUUUGUUUGAAAAAUGUUUAAAAAUACCUUAAA
This is a messenger RNA of Adelges cooleyi (spruce gall adelgid), 585 nucleotides long. RefSeq lists its product as uncharacterized. The record is from RefSeq and is a predicted model, not a curated record. Bases 28 to 537 code for a protein of 169 amino acids. The transcript has 5 exons. NCBI's taxonomy places the organism in Eukaryota, Metazoa, Arthropoda, Insecta, Hemiptera, Adelgidae.